AUGCCACACCUGCAAGCGCUCCAGCAGAGCAAGCUAGUCCACAUGGCCAGGCUGCUCCUCCUCCUCCUCCUCCUCGUGGUCGUCGACCUGGCCUUCGGCUCGCCGGCGGCAGCGUACGAGCGGCGGCGGAACGCCAUCACGCACGUCAAAGGGUUCGAUGGCCCUCUGCCUUUCUACCUGGAGACGGGGUACGUGGAGGUGGACGACACGCACGGCACGGAGCUCUUUUACUACUUCAUCCAGUCGGAGCGCAGCCCGAGGGAGGACCCCCUCAUCCUGUGGAUCACCGGCGGCCCCGGCUGCUCCGCGCUCUCCGGCCUCUUCUUCGAGAUCGGCCCUCUCAAAUUCGACGUGGCCGGCUACACCGAAGGGUUCCCAACCCUCGUCUACUUCGAGGACUCGUGGACCAAGGUGAGCAACGUCAUUUUCCUCGACGCGCCCGUCGGCACGGGCUUCUCCUACGCGCGGGAGGAGCAGGGCCUCAACGUCAGCCUCACCGGCACCGGCGCGCAGCUCUGGGUAUUCCUCGAGAAGUGGAUCGCCGACCACCCCGAGUUCGCCUCCAACCCGCUCUACAUCGGCGGCGACUCCUACUCCGGCUACCUCGUGCCGGUCACCGCGCUCGAGAUCGCCAACCAUAAUGAUGCCGGCGACGCAAGCGGAGGACCCAAGCUGAACCUGCAGGGCUACCUGGUGGGCAACCCUGGCACGGACGACAGGUACGACACCCCGGGCAAGGUGCCUUUCAUGCACGGCAUGGGGCUCAUCUCCGACGAGCUCUACGAGGCGGCGCAGGUCAGCUGCAGCCGGGACGACUUCGUCACGCCGAGCAACGCGCGGUGCGCCAACGCUCUCGACGCCAUCAACCUGGUCACCACCGACAUCAACCCCGUGCACAUCCUGGAGCCCUUUUGCGGCCUCGCGCUGCGAGACCCCGGCGGCGCCACCGUCUUCACGAAGACGGCAAGGCUGCUGCUCCAGGACAACCUGCAGCACAGGCUGGCCCUCCCCGUGGAGUGCCGGGACAACGGGUACCGGCUGUCGUACAUCUGGUCGGACGACGCGGAGGUGAGGGAGACGCUGGGCAUCCGCGACGGCUCCAUCGGCGCGUGGAGCCGGUGCACCACGCUGUCGCAUUUCCGGCACGACGUGCGAAGCACAGUACCGUACCACGUCAACUUGACGCGCCGGGGCUACCGAGCGCUGGUGUACAACGGUGACCACGACCUGGACUUCACCUUCGUGGGCACGCAGGCAUGGAUCAGGACGAUGGGCUACCCCGUGGUGGCGCCCUGGAGGCCGUGGUACUCCAAGCAGCAGGUCGCGGGGUUCACGACGGAGUACGCCCACAACCUCACCUACGCCACCGUCAAGGGCGCCGGGCACACCGCGCCGGAGUACCGCCCCAAGGAGUGCCUUGACAUGCUUGACAGAUGGACCUCGCCAGCCGGCAAGCUCUGA
Triticum turgidum subsp. durum (durum wheat) is the source of this 1461-nucleotide messenger RNA. Lineage: Eukaryota; Viridiplantae; Streptophyta; Magnoliopsida; Poales; Poaceae. The record is from the annotation of a GenBank genome assembly.